AUGGCGGGGGUGGACUUUUCGAAGAUUUACUCUGCUACAUAUAGCAGUGUCCCGGUUUAUGAAUUCAAGAUAGAGACGGACAGUGUUAUGCGAAGAAGGGCAGAUGAUUGGAUCAACGCAACCCAUAUUCUCAAAGUUGCUGGGUUCGAUAAGCCAGCACGAACCCGUAUACUCGAGCGUGAAGUACAGAAAGGAGUCCAUGAAAAAGUCCAGGGCGGUUAUGGCAAAUACCAAGGAACGUGGAUUCCACUUCCCGAAGGUCGUUUGCUUGCUGAGCGCAACAACAUUAUUGAUAAACUACGACCGAUCUUCGAUUAUGUCGCGGGUGAUCGAAGCCCCCCACCUGCGCCGAAGCAUACGUCCGCAGCUUCAUCAAGACCAAGGGCCCCGAAAAAUGCCAACAAGAGAGUUACGAACGAGGAGGUCUUCAGUGCGGUUAAGCCACCUCGUAGUAUGGGACCGCCUCCGACCUUCACACACGAUCAUUAUGAUAUCAACCCAGGGUUCGAUGAAGAUGAAUCGAUGGAGCAAACAACGUUAGAGUCUUCCUCCAUGGUGGCGGACGAGGAAAUGAUGCCCAUGUCACAGAAUGGUCCAUACUCCCGAAAGCGCAAACGUGGUAUGAAUGAAGUGGCUGCGAUGUCACUCAGCGAACAGGAGCACAUACUUUAUGGCGACCAACUUCUAGAUUACUUUAUGACAGUGGGAGAUGCCCCGGAGGCGACGCGUGUGCCUCCCCCGGAGCCCCCAGCCAAUUUCCAGGUUGAUCGUGCAAUUGACGACUCGGGAAACACGGCACUUCAUUGGGCUUGCGCAAUGGGCGAUUUGGAGAUAGUGAAAGAUCUUCUGCGGAGAGGCGCGGAUGUGAAAGCACUGUCAGUGCAUGAAGAGACCCCGCUUGUGCGUGCUGUCCUGUUCACGAACAAUUAUGAGAAGCGGACAUUCCCGGCACUGUUGGAAUUCCUGUUGGAUACUAUCUCGUUCAGGGACUGGUUUGGUGCCACCAUAUUCCACCAUAUCUCAGAAACCACCAGAAGUAAAGGGAAGUGGAAAAGCUCGCGAUAUUACUGUGAGGUGCUACUGGAGAAACUGCAAACCACAUUCUCUCCGAGUGAUAUCGACAUGUUAUUGUCUUUCCAAGACUCGAAUGGAGACACAGCCGCAUUGGUCGCUGCUCGGAAUGGUGCCUUUCGACUGGUGAAUUUGCUAUUCACGCACUGUGCGCGGGCUGGGGACUUGAUUAACAAGAAAGGCGAAACAGCGGCCAGUCUUACGCAAAGGGCACACCAUUCCGAGCGGGAAAUCCCGCCUGCACCUUCGUCUAUCACAAUGGGAGAUAAUCAUAUCGAUGGCGAAGUGAAUGGCCCUGUAAACUCAGAUCCCCAGUCUGCUGCUCUACCGCAGGAAUCAUCCGCCGCCACGUCGGCGCUCUUGUCCAAAAUCGGUGUCAUUAUGGCCGAGGCGAACAAGAAGCUUGCAGUGAGUUACGGGAGCUCCAAGGCCAAUCAGCAAGACUCAGAUGACGUCGCGAACCCGGAGGCUUUAUACGAGCAAUUAGAACUGGAUCGACAGAAGAUCAAAAAGCAGCUAGCCAUUCUGACAGCAAGAGAGGCCCAAGAAGAAUCUAUUGACACACAACUGGAGCGGUACGAGAGGUUGAGAAGUAGUUACGAGUCGCUUCUCGAGCAAAUACAGCAAUCCCGCCUGCAAAAGCGACUUCUUACGACUCCACUGCCUGCAAAGGAAAACACGGCUCCGUCCUCGACAGACCAAGCCAAAUUACUCAACGUAUAUCAGCUUGGCCGAGAAUUGUGUUUGGCGCAGAAAGUUCGACGUGAGGCCGUCAAAGACCUAGCUCAGCAGACCGCCGAUGCCGGUGUCAGUACCAAAUUUGACGUUCAUCGCAAGCUUGUCGCUCUUGCAACUGGACUCAAGGAAGAAGAGUUGGAUCCAAUGGCUGCUGAACUAGCAGAGACACUGGAGUUUGACCGUAUGAAUGGCAAGGGCCCGGGGGCGGAGUCUCCCGAGCCCGAACAAAAGGAAUCGGCAUCAUUUCCCUUCCCUGGACCUACGGUGUCUGUGGACGCAUAG
Molecule: messenger RNA, 2091 nt
Organism: Aspergillus melleus
Lineage: Eukaryota; Fungi; Ascomycota; Eurotiomycetes; Eurotiales; Aspergillaceae
Gene: MBP1
Product: putative APSES transcription factor
Exons: 3
Coding region: 1-2091 (696 amino acids)
Cellular component (GO): MBF transcription complex; SBF transcription complex
Molecular function (GO): protein binding; transcription regulator activity; DNA binding
Source: RefSeq, a predicted model, not a curated record